AUGGAUUCUCAAGGUUGGGGAUUUGCACAACCCAAUAAGGACAAAGAAGAUGGAGAUGACCAACAACAACCCUCUUGGUCUUCUUUUGGUGGCUUCCAGCAGCCUACUCAAGAUAACAAUGAUGCACCACAAGUGCAGGAGAAUACCUUCGGAGGAUGGGCUUUUGGAAAUGACCAGAAGACAUCUCAGAAUGACUCUGAACCAGCUAGCUCAGAACCUGCUGAAGAUACAACAACUAAUGGAUGGUGGGGCGGUAAUUCCUUCAGUCCUGAAAAAUCUACUGGAGAGAAAGAACCUGAACAAGUGGUUCCUAGCUGGGGCAAUUUUGGUCAAAAUGCAUUCGAACAAGCUCCUUCAGAGCCUGAGUCACAGGAAAAUAAUGGAUUUGAUCACCCUGACUCCUCUUCAAAGACCCCAGAGCUUAAGGAACCCGAAACAGCAGAGAAGGCUGAAGAUAAGCAAAGCUUCGUAAAUAAUGAACAAAAUAAGGAAACGCAAGACAACUCUCCCAAAUCAGGUAACAUCGAGAAUACUUCUGAGAAAGCAGACAGCUCUUUUGAGGAUUUCAAGGAUCCAGAUAUUGAUCCUCCUGCUCAGGAGAGCUCUGAGAGCAAGGCCAGUCAGCCAGAAGGAGAGAUUAAUAAAAAAGAAGACCCUCAACAGCAUGACAACCAAGAAGAGGCUAAACAAGAAUUUUUAAAUAACGAAGAAUCCUCUGAAGACGGUCAGAUUAAGCAAAAUGAGCCCUCCCAAGAGGAAAGUGAUGGAUUUGAUGAUUUUGAGGACCCACAAACACCUCCUCAAGAAAUAUCUAACAAGGAAGACACUUCAUCUAAAGAUGGCGAAGGAGAUUUGAAUAAAGAAGAUACCCAUGAGGCUCAAGUUGAAAAGCAAGACCUUCAAGAGAGUAUUCAGGAAGACACUAAAUCUCAGGAAGAAGUGAAGGAGCAAAAGCUUGAAAUUGAUGAGCAAGUUCUCGAGAGCACAUCCCAAGUAGUGGAAGAAAAUGAUCAUAAAGAAAUUGAAAUUGAGCAAAUACAGAAUACUGAAACUCCUGCUCACCAAGACUUGCCAGUAGAGGAACCAAAAGUUCCAAGUAACAAUGAAGCUGACUCUGAUCAAGAUUCUACUAAUAUUAAAGCCCAGCUAUCUUCAGAGUCAUUGGAGGAGGAAACCUCGCCACAAGAUCAGAACAUGCAAAAUCCUACAGAUCAUGAUCAUCCAGAACAGGAAAGUCUUGAACAAGUGGAGACCAGUGACAGCAAAGAAGAAGUUAAGCAAGGUGAUGAACUAAUUGAAAAAGCCCAAGAACCUGAAGAAUCAGUAGAAGCCGGUAGCGAUUCGAAUCAUGAACAGUCAGAAGGUGAAACCGAACAUCAGGAAAAAUUAGAGUCUGAACAUAAAGCUACAAUUGAACCUCAACAUAAAGUUGAAACGGAACUUGAAGCUGAGCCUAAAGCUGAGCUUGAAGCUGAGCCUGAAGCUGAGCCUAAAGCUGAGCCUAAAGCUGAGCCUGACGCUGGGCCUAACGCUGAGCCUGAAGAUGAGCCUGAAGAUGAGCCUGAAGCUGAGCCUGACGCUGAGCCUGACGCUGAGCCUGACGCUGAGCCUGAAGCUGAGCCUGAAGCUGAACCUGAACCUGAACCUGAAGCUGAACCUGAAGCUGAGGGUGAAGCUGAGCCUGAAGCUGAAGCUGAACCUGAAGCUGAGGGUGAAGCUAAUUCUCAUGAAAAAGAAGUGGAACAAGAACUUCCAAAAGAGAGUAUUCAAGCUGAAGAAUCUCAAUCUCAAGAAGAAGAUAACGAGAAUAAUAAAGAGACAGAAAAUGAACCUGCUACAGAUGAGACUUCUGCAGAAGCUCAACAACAAGAGAAGAUUAAUAAAUCUGAAGAGGAAAAUGGCCAAGAACAAGAUCAACUCGAAGAAGUUGAGAACGAACAAAUCUCGGAAGACAAAUGUGAGGAACAAAAAUCUGAAGCCAAAGAAGAGGCAGAUUCAACCCUUGAGGGAGCAGAGGUUAAGGUCAAGGAAAUGGCAAUGGCUACAUCUUGAGCAGUGGCUGAGCCUGAGCCAACCAAGGAUAUUAAGCCUAGUGAGGAAACCUCGAAAGAGAAAGAGACACAACCAAAGGAAGAUAAUGAUUCAGAUGAUAUUCAACAACCAGUAGAGCCUCAAAAGGAUGAAGAUGAUGAUGACUCUUUCGAUGAUUUUGCUGAGCCAGAGAAGGCUCCUUCGGAUCAAUCACCUGAAGAAGCUGCUCCUCAGAAGGAUGAAGAUGAUGAUAGUAGCUUCGAUAAAUUUGAAGAGCCUCAACAACCUCCAGAGAGUUCAGAAAGCGAUAAGAUCGAAAUCAAGGAAGACGAAGACGAAGGAAGUUUCAAUGAUUUUGAAGACCCAGAGGAGAAAAACAGUAGUUUUGAAGACUUUGCCGAACCUGAAAAGAAGGUAGAACCUGAGCCUCAAGCCCAGGAUCAAGACAGCUUUGAAGAUUUUGCAGAUCCUAAAGACAAAAAUGAUAGCUUCGAUGAUUUUGAAGACCCUGUAGAAGCUGACGAGCCAGCUAAGUCUGAAGAAUUAGAAGAUCCACAGAUGAAGAAGACUAAAACUGAGGGGGACAAUAAGCAAGAUGAUGAUGAUUUUGAUGAUUUCGCAGAUCCCGAAGAGUCUAAACAAGAUACAUCCGAAUCCAAUACAGACAAUGGUUCCACAGGGGUUGCUGGCCACCUAAAAUCUACUUCUUCAAACUCGUCCAUCCAGUCUUCACCAGUUAAGGCCUCGGCAAAAGGGAUGUUCUCCUCAUCUCUGAGUGAUUUCAAGAAGGACCUUCAAAUCUUUAAAGAAAAAGACGUCAGAUUCGCUGCCUUUGAUUACCGCUCAGAAAGUUACAAAACUUUGGCUGAAGAAUGAGGCAAAGAGAUUGAAGACUUUGAGGAUAAGGGAGACAUGGGGUCUUCCUACUCUAAUCUCCACUCUAUCAGGGACAUCUUUGAAAACAAAGCUACAACUUCAAUGAUGAUGAAAGACACGGGAGCUCAGUUCAAAAAGACUCAGAAUUUUAGUGUAAAUACGAGGUAUGUCAACCUAAAAAUUACGGGGAAGAGGUUACCAAAAGUCGAGGAGAGCGCACAGAUUCUGGAUUUGGACUUUGAAUCAGCAGACACUGAAGCUGCAGAUUUUGAAAAGGACAUUAUCAAAGUGCUAAACACACAUAUGAGGAGCUCUAAAUGGGAUGACUGAUGGACAAGCGAGCACAUCCAUUCGUUCAUCAAACUUGACCCCAUCUCUCCAGGGAGGUCCAGGAAGCUCUUCACAGAAGAGCUUCAUACAGACAGACCUAAUGAAAGCAUGGAAGAGUACAAGGACGAAAUGAAGUUGAUGAGGCCUAAGGACGUCCAUGACAGCGAGGAAGACAUUGAAGAUGAGCCGCCAAAGAAGGAAGAAUCCAAAGAGCCAGAGCCUAAAGCUUUCUAUGAUGGAUGGGGAGAUAUUGAUUUUACUAAGAACAACUCGCCAGCUCAGAAGAUUAAGAAGAAGGAAUCUUCAAAUAACCAUUCCUUGAUUGAUCAGACUUUUGAAAAAUAUGGAAUUAAGCCUAAUUAUGAACAAAACUCAGAUUUUAACAAUGGCAUGGAAAUACACAAAGUUGAGGAAUCAAUUGCAGUCAAGUUAUUGAAAAAGGUUCCUGAUUAUGCUUUCUUGAUCGACAAGAACAUCUGCUUCCCAGAUGACUUCUUCGGAUAAAUUUAUUAAUGAUUUAAAUCAA
This is a messenger RNA of Moneuplotes crassus, 3763 nucleotides long. The record is from the annotation of a GenBank genome assembly. NCBI's taxonomy places the organism in Eukaryota, Ciliophora, Spirotrichea, Euplotida, Euplotidae.